Messenger RNA from Penaeus indicus, 510 nucleotides. RefSeq lists its product as uncharacterized. The transcript has 2 exons. Bases 1 to 510 code for a protein of 169 amino acids. The record is from RefSeq and is a predicted model, not a curated record. NCBI's taxonomy places the organism in Eukaryota, Metazoa, Arthropoda, Malacostraca, Decapoda, Penaeidae.
AUGACGACCACCGUCACGACCGGAGUGUUGGCAGGGACCGCAGGCGGCGCAGGACUCGCCGGUCUGGCCGUCGCAGGAGCUGUAGGUUUGGGUGUCCUGGGCGUGGCCGCCCUUGCCUCCAGAGGCGGAGGACGCAGGAAUGGCGGGGGCAGGAGGAGGGGGCAUCGCCGGGGGCGUCGCUCCACUGAGGACGACGCCGACGACUGGAGGAUGCAGAACGCCCUCGAGUUGGUGCGCGCGGAGGACGUUACAGGAUGCGGCAUGAGGCUGGUGUGCGAACUGGCCAGCCAGGAGGAGGAGGAUCUGGUACAGGAGGAGCUGGCCAUCCUGGCACUGCUCGGACCCGACGUGAAGCCCGGGGAGGGAGUCCUUCCCCCCGGGGGCGCCAAGGGAGAGUACCUGCAGGCCAGGAGCUUCGGCGGACGAGGCGGGGACUGCGGCGCCGCCUUCCCCAUGUGUCCACUCAACGGCACGCAGCUCAUGGACACCGUCAUGGCCUACCUGCCAUGA